AGGUGGCGCCACUCGUAAAUCCGACUGAGAUAGCAUUUCUGUUUACUAAUCGAUCAUCAUUGUGGGAGAGUUUGUAGCUAAUACUUUCAUAUUUUAGACUGGCGGUUGGGUUAUGGGAUUGGAAUAAUAGUGAAGGAAUGAGAAAAUGUGGGUGCUGUCAAUAUGAUUUGACAAUGCGUGUCGUUCAUGGUUUGACUGAAUAUCUGGUGUGGUGAUUGAGAUGACGGUGAAUAUGCACUGACGAAAACUAAGCAACAUUGUUGACGGUGGACGGUAUAUAAUGAGAUAACGAAACGCAGAAUGAGAUACAGCGGAGUCCUCAGCUAUGCGGUGCUCACGCUAAAUCUGCAUUUUACUGGUCAAGCUAGGGCAAGCGGUUCUUGCAAGGACGUACAGGGCCGAUUCUUCGAGUCGGGAUUCCACUACAGCCCUGGCCCGGAUGCGUGCACUCUCUGCGUCUGCGACAAUGGGAAUCCAAAAUGGUGCAAGGCGGUUCUCUGCUCCCAGCCACAGGACUGCAAAUCUUUUCGUGUUGGCACCACUUGCUGCGAGUUUAUCUGCAUGGACGACACUCUCCCAGUCGGUGGUGGAGAUGGAAACAGUGGAAUCGGAGGCGGCUUGGGAGAUGGCAACACGUCAAGCGACAUGGGACUUCGUCUCGUCGCCAGCUGCAUCACUGCCAUAUUGUCACUUUCUCUCAUAUUCUUUUUGAUCCAUCGACUUCGCCAGAGAAAAAUCAGAGUUUGUGUGGCAGGGAGGCAAAACCGGCAACUAACCGACGAGCAGAGAAGUCUUGGUAGUAUGGGAUACCUAGAAAGAGGUGGAUUGUCGCACGGUGGACCAGCAGAUGACAUGUCAUGCGGUGGUGGUUAUCCGUUGUGGAAACCACCAGGUAAUUAUUUUCCACGCGGAGAAGCUCCACCACCAUAUGAAGAAGCAGUAGCAGCUGCGAGAGCAGAGCAAGCUUUGCUAUCUGCAAGUCCACACGCGUUAUCACCAUUGAAUUUCUCUGGCGCGUAUUUGUCGGUGAAUCACGGCACUCAUCCUUCAUCAGUCGCGACUGUAGCAAAUAGCCAAAUUGGCCUCUCAGUCACAACGCCAAAUCUCUCAGACAGACAUGGAGCAUCUACGUCUCCGAUGAUACUGUCGAUGAAUAGGCCUUUGAGCAGCCCUAACACUCACUCAAAUACCCAUCAAGUAAAUCAGGGCGAAUCCAUGACAGUUGGGGCCUAUGCGAGUAGCUCUGUAACCACAUUUAACAUAGGACCUAACACUUACGAAAAUCUCCCACCACCGCCAAGCAUCAUCACCAACCAAACUAACGAUUUAUCUCAGAGUAAUAUUUUACCUCUACCACCUUCCCACUCCACUAUUCCAAAAGCCUAUCACCAGCACACGACUCUACCUCGCCAGGGCGCUGGUGCCUUUACCAUAUCUGCGACAUUGCCCACCUCGGGCACAUCCAGCCAUCGCACUAUUCCCAGAACCCUGGCUACCAGUGGCAGUCUCAGAUUGAGAAGAGAGUUUACUGCUCAUCAGCCCGUUGCUCCCCUUUUCGAUACCCCACCACGGAAUGUUUCCCCUCAGAAUACUCCACAAUCUGCUCCACCGACUGCAUCAACCAAUGACAAUUCUAUUCAUUCGGAUGCAUUUUAUGAUGAUGUACUUGUUGGAUUACCAACUGCUGCGCCGCAGGUUGAGGGGGAGCCGCCUACCCAACCAAGUCCCAAUCUAACAAAUUGUGACUUUAAGCCUAAAAUUCCUUCAACUACUGAAGUGAACCAAGAUGGAAGCAUCGAAUCUGUGGCAUGUGCUUGCAGCAUGCAAGCUCUGCCGACAUUGCACGACGACGCAGAUGACUAUCGCAGUGAAUGUGAGAAUUGCAAGAGUGCAAACGGUUCCCGAUAUUAUCUGGACAACCAGGAUGAAUUAGUUACUUCUCCACACGAGACAAUGACAUUGCAUCGUAGACCAGAGGAAACACCGCUAGGCACCGCACCCCAGUAUUAUCGUACUUCCUUGACACUGCCCACUAGUACCCGUCAGCGUACGAGGAGCACCGGAGCUCGUGAAAAUUGGUUCAGCUCAAUGCCUGAAAGCUCCACAGAGUCUUCAGAUGAAGAUUAAAAUUUGAAUUUAAAAACAAACAACAAAAAAUCAACUAACAAAAACAAAAAAAAACUCAUAGUUGUGCAUCAUAUUAGGUAUUUAGAAAAAAAAAACAACGUACAAGAAGCAGCUUGAAUACGCGAGUGCCAAAAGUAUUAUCCAAUCUUUAUUGUAAUUAAUAAAUAACCGCAUACAUACAUAAAUAUCUAUAUCAAUACCAAAUAUUAUAUCUUCAAAAACAGAAAUUUUGAUAUUUUCACUCUAGCAAUAUAAAUAUAUAUAUGUGUGUGUGUGUGUAAAAGUAUACAUAUACGUAUAUGUAUAUUAUAUCUAUUGUAGGGUUAGUUAAUAACGAAUCAAAUCUGUAACUAAAAUUUUUGGGCUGAAGACAGGAAUAAACCGAACGAAUGGACGACCAUGCCGUAACAUCGGUAAUUAUUGUUCGUUUAUCGGCAGGUUUCUAAGAUUAGAUAAUAUAUUUGUUAAAAUACCCACAUAUAAUUGGUAGAUGGUGGAAAUAUUGUUCUGUACACAUAGUCUUCACAAAUCAACUUACAAACCUAGUUAGUUUAAUCAAAACAUAUUUGGCUUUGAGUGGUAAUGAUGAAUACCUUAUAGUUGUCGAAAUAUUCUACUCACAAAAAACAUUUCUUAUCACGAUUCAACAACAAAUUUGUAUAAAUGCAGUAGUAGUGUUGUUACCAAUCAAUAUUUCUACCCAUUUUAUCUGUACUGCAUGAAUUCGUUACAAAAAACUGUGCCAAAUAAGAAACAGGACUUGUAGAAAAGAAGAAAAAAAAAAAAAAUUGCCAAAACUAAUGAAAUGUUUUAUUAACAAGGCAUAAGUCAACAGUAUUAAUUAAAAGGCAGCAUAUACGUCAAAUUAUUAUCAUUUUCAAAUUUUUAUUAAAGACAUUUAGACUGUAGUAUAUUAACACGUGUUCAAGCAUAUAUAUAUAUAUAUAUAUAUAUAUAUAUGCUAUUUUAUAUAUAUAUAUAUAUAUAUAUAUAUAUAAAAUAGCAUAUAUAUAUACAUAAAAGAAUAGAAGGUAUCUACAAACGCUCGUUUUUCAGACUAAAUUAUAAUUCUCUCUAAAACGAACAAAAAAGAAUCAAACAUAAAUAAAACAGUUUUGUCAGGGCGGAAUUUAUUACAAUUAGCUAGGUUGUUAUUCAAAUAUACCAGGGACAAUUUUUCGAAUUUAAAAAAAAAGCGGCAGCUCAAGUACGGAUUAUUAAUUUUUAUCCACACAUAUUUAAUUUUGUACACUAUUACACGUAGAAUCUUUCGUCCUUCGUUUCUUUUUUCUCGUGAUUGGAAAUCAAUUGUUAAUCUAGUAUUAUUUAUAAUUAAAAAUCGAAAGUUUUCAUCACAAUUCAAAUUAAACUGUAUAGGUAGGUGAAACUGUACCGUUCCAAUUGUAUCGUGUUUAAUCUGACUCGCUCUGUUAAACAUACAGUCAUUUACAUAAAUAUAUACAUUCAUUGAUGUAGAAUCUUAACGAUAUGGGCUAAGAAAAAAUAAGUGAACAAAGUACUUAUGGAGAAAGAGCAAGGUCGAUACGUGUCAGGUCGCUAAAUAAUAGAAAAGUUUCUCUAUUCGACUUAGGCCCCCUGAUAUACAUAUGAAAGAUAAACAUUCCGGAAAAAAGGAAAAAACGAAGCAAUUUACAACUAGAUUUCAAAACACGAGUAAUAAAAUAAAGAGCAGCAUCCAAUAUUUCUGAAACUAAUUUGAAAAAGUUUUGAACAAAAUAUCCAAAGUGAAACUUGUAUUUUCUAUAGAAUGUAGAAAAGUAAACGUACGUUAUCUAAAAGUAAAAAAAUUAAAUAAAUAAAAAUAAACUAAUAUGUUCUGACUGUAACGGUUGCAUGGGGCCCAAACCAAAAAGACAAACCAUAAAUAAUCUUUAUAAGUAAAUUAAAGAGAAGAUCAACUAGAGCGUUAUUAUAACAAAUAUUCAGGCAUAACAUAUAAUCAUUCUGUAAUAAAAAUUGAAUGAAAAAACGAUGAAGAAAUACGAGUUGGCUCAAAAAACAUGUUAGUGUUGGUACAAAUAAUAAGAACCAUAUAAUAUGUAGGUGAAAUGAAACUUGGGAACGUGCAAAAAGAGAGAAGUAAAAAAAUUAUUCAUGGAAAAGAAUUCUGAAAUGAUGAAGGGCUUGAAUAGUAAUUUCGUGAGAUAUUUUAUUUCUUUUUUUUUUUUUUUUUGUUA
Molecule: messenger RNA, 4325 nt
Organism: Neodiprion virginianus
Lineage: Eukaryota; Metazoa; Arthropoda; Insecta; Hymenoptera; Diprionidae
Exons: 6
Coding region: 301-2127 (608 amino acids)
Cellular component (GO): membrane
Source: RefSeq, a predicted model, not a curated record